AUGGAGUGUGUUCCGGAAUGCCUGCGCUGUCGAUUCCGCAAACAAAUGUCUGAUGACGAACAGGCUAGUGAAAUUGAAUUCGACUUGCACUUCAAAUCAUCCUUUAUGAAUCUAAUUGAUGCAUUUUUAUUGCAUCAAGCGCUGCUAUUAAGCAACUUGGAGGACCUAUCACAUUAUAUCGAUAUUUCAGAUGAAAUUGGACAGUCUGGAAAUGUUCCACCUUUGAUUAGUUUUCUACCCCGUGAUUCUUUAUUACUCGAAAAUCAAACGACACCGGAGCGCUUUAAAAUAAGCUCCAGAUACUACACUCCUCACAUAGAAGCGAAUUCACAGUACACCGAUGACAAUAAAACUGGGCGGGCUGGUCAGCUAUCAGAGAAAGACGUAGUCCGGACAAAAGUUUACGAGGAAGUCAAGAAACAAAAACAGCUCUCUAAAGUGAAAUCUCGUGCGCAUCAAUCAGCACAAUUUGAAAAACAGCAACACUUUGGCAAACUGUCUGACACAAAAUUAUCAGAACCAUUACCACCACUAUCGAAACCAAAAGAUGCAUUUACCCAAACAGAUUCUGCUUGGAUAAAUCGGAUAACUGCUGCUGAGCGACAACCGAGUGAAGCGGAUGCAGCCAAGAAGCAAGAACCAUUCUCUAAUUCUGAUGCCAAGAUGGACUGGGAGAAAACUGAGCUGACAACUGCUGCAACCAGACCUGCACUGGGAUCUGCAGCUGCAUCUACCAAUAACGAAUUUGUUUUGGAAUUCAGAAUUACUAGUGCACUUUCAACGCCAAAAUCGUUAAGUAGCAAGAAUUUAUCACUAGAAGCGGAAGCUGGAAUGGGUCCACAAGCUGCUAUUCGGACACAGAACCGGAGCCUGAUCCAGCUGCUGAUGUGGAGCAACGUUGCAGCAAGCACAUGCGUUGCUGCCCACCAUCGUUGUGAGCGUUCCGACUCCUGUAAAUGGCACAUGAGUGAAGUACAAAUUCGUUGUGCUGCCGGCUACUGCAAUCGACAGCAGUGCGCAGAGGCAGUGCAACGAUUUGCUCGUUAUGUUGCGAGACCUUCUGUGGAAUCACUCAUGUUUUGCUACUGUGACAAGCUGGAUUCCGAGUGCUUCAAGUAUCAGUAUUGUCCGGUGCACAAUGGGCAGUGCAGCAUUACGGAGCUGGAUCACUGCAGACAGGCGAUUAUCGCUGUUCGUGGUACACAUCUCGAUUAUCCGUGCUACUGCUUGCAGGAUGACGCACUAUGCUUGCGGUACCAGGCCGGCAUGCUACCGAACAGUCCUUGCAUCGAGAAAUCAAUCGCAGAAUACUCGCGCCUCAUGAGCGACAUCCUGCCGCUACGCCAGAGCAGUGUUCAGUCGACUUUCUCAUCUGCUCUACCCGGUACCGAAGAUACUGAGAAACUAUCGAGUAAGAAAGUGGUUACUUCAAAAGACACGCCUGAGAUGAAAGGGAAGAUACUGCGAACAGGUUUCAGGAAUAAAACAAAAACACUGAAUGGCUAUAAAUGGACAGAGCCGCAAGUCGGUGCAGCAAAGCGUGAUGAGGAGCAAGGCAUGGAACAGAAGACUAAAGUAAAAAUGCAACAAAUUUCCGGAAAUAAUUUGGAUUCCGUUGCUACCGAUUUCAAGCUAACGGAGCAAACAGAACAGAGUGAUGCUCUCGGAAAUAUGUAUGAAAUAAAUGAAAGUAGAUAUGAAGAAAUAAGGGAAGCAAAAAACAGACUGGAAAAGGACGGAGAGCAUUGGAUUUCCGCUACAACAACUGCUUCUGAGCGUGAGAUGACGAAAGCUAAGCCAGAGCUUGAACAAAUAAAUGACACUAAGAAGAAUGGUGGCGCAAAAAGCACGGGUAUCGAAAAUAAGGAUUUCAAAAUUGUCAACGUUUAUAAAAUUCCGAUCAAGCAAUCUCCGGUCGUAAAAAGUUUCAAAUCAAAACAGACGGUGCCAAAAAAUGCCAGGACACGCUUGAUUUCGGACGGCUACCGACGAACUACUACUGCACAAAGCCAACUUGUUCCGAGUAGUAGUAGUAGUAUUAGUUCGCCUCGAAAAUAUAACAUGUCAACUUCGUCACCGCGCAUUGUUGGCAAAAUGUAUUCCAAGAGCUCCAGCGACGAUGGAAUCAAGAAAGUGGAUCUGUUGGUAGCUGAUCAGCAAACACUGUUUGAAAAG
Gongylonema pulchrum is the source of this 2175-nucleotide messenger RNA. The record is from the annotation of a GenBank genome assembly. NCBI's taxonomy places the organism in Eukaryota, Metazoa, Nematoda, Chromadorea, Rhabditida, Gongylonematidae.